Camellia sinensis is the source of this 1524-nucleotide messenger RNA. RefSeq names its product NAC domain-containing protein 73. Gene Ontology annotation, biological process: regulation of DNA-templated transcription. Gene Ontology annotation, cellular component: nucleus. Gene Ontology annotation, molecular function: DNA-binding transcription factor activity; transcription cis-regulatory region binding. The record is from RefSeq and is a predicted model, not a curated record. Lineage: Eukaryota; Viridiplantae; Streptophyta; Magnoliopsida; Ericales; Theaceae.
UUCAAAAGAUACAAGAAAAUUCGUAUCCUCCUUUCUCUCUCUCUCUCUCUCUCUCUCUCUCUGCGGAAAACUUAGCAAGGCACAGCUCUUUCACAGGGAAGAGAAAACAAAAGUGAAGAAUUCAAUUCCUUCUCGAUCAUCAAUAACAACGAAGAAGAACAAGAAGAAAAGAUUUGCUUAACCACAAACGUGCUUUUACACAUCUUGUGUUAUUUUUCUAGUUUGGAGAGGUGGAGGAAAGAGGAGAGAGAAACCAUCUUUGGGGUGGGAGUAAGAGCAAAACAAGAGAGAUGACAUGGCAUAACAACUCUGAAGAUGAAACAGCCAUCCAAAUAGUCUCGCAUUCUCCUCAACAAAAUCGUAUUAUCGAUGCAGAAAAAGCCGGUGAAGUUCGCUUCAUAGCAUGCCCUUCAUGUGGCCAUAAUAUAGAAUUGCAAAAUCGGGCGGGAAUUCAAGAUUUGCCGGGGCUUCCAGCCGGGGUGAAGUUUGAUCCGUCUGAUCAAGAAAUUCUUGAACAUUUGGAAGCUAAAGUGUCAUCAAAUGCCCAUAAAAUUCAUCCUUUAAUUGAUGAAUUUAUUCCUACAAUUGAGGGGGAAAAUGGAAUUUGCUACACACACCCAGAAAAGUUACCAGGUGUAAGCAAAGUUGGCCAAAUCCGCCACUUCUUCCACUGGCCUUCAAAGGCAUACACCACCGGGACAAGGAAGAGAAGAAAGGUUCACACUAACGAAGAUGGCGGUGAAACAAGGUGGCACAAAACAGGAAAAACAAGGCCAGUUCUUGUUGGUGGGACAGUGAAAGGGUUCAAGAAAAUACUAGUGCUCUACACCAACUAUGGUAGGCAAAGGAAACCAGAGAAAACCAAUUGGGUUAUGCACCAAUACCAUCUUGGCAAUAAUGAGGAAGAGAGAGAUGGAGAGGUGGUGAUUUCGAAAGUUUUCUACCAAACACAGCCUAGACAAUGUGGUUCAACUUCAAGCCUUUCAGAUUCAGUGUUUGACCAAAAAUCAAGUCAUGUAAUUGAGAAUACACAAGGUUAUGUGGAGGGAUAUUAUAAUCCAACUACAUUGAUAUCCUAUGAUAUUGGAUUUGGAGGGCAAAAUAGGGAAAUCACACCUCAGCUAAUCCCUAAUUUGGGUAUUCAAGGUGAUGGGUCUUCAUUUAUUCAUUUGCCCAACAAUGCAAGCAAAGUGAAAGUGCUUGAGAGGGAAUAGACAUGGCGGAACAGUUGAUAGGGCAAACCAUAAUAAGGACUUGUUUGGUUGUUGUUGAUAUGAUGUUUAAUGGUUAAAAAUAGGUUGAGAUUGAAUGGGAUUGGCAUAGGUAUUUUCUUGGGUAAGUUGGAUAGGCAUUAACAUUGUUUUCUUGUAGGAGUUUGUUUGUAGUUUGUAUGUUGUUGGUAGGGAUCAUACAAUGGAGCUAGUGUGCCUUUUGCACCCAUUUAUGUAAUGGGGAGCUUUGUAAUCAGAAAAAAACAUAUAUAAUGGAGAGAUAUAUUGAUGGAAAAUGACAUAUACACACUCA